AUGAUCAUGGCGCUCGCGUUGCGUCAUGCUUCGCUCUUGAAACCAGAGAUACGAUUAGCCCAAGCAGUCUCGGAGUUCGAAGCUUCGCUUGACUCCCCACAAAAGGCAUCUUUCAGGAAUGAGCGCUCUACAGCAUGCACCAAGUCUCCAACCGAGGGCGAUGUGAUGUGUUUCACGGCUGAGAUUGACCGUCAAGCUCGUCAGAAGCGGCUGUCAUCCCGAUGCUUUGGGCCUCGUCUGACGAAUUUACUCCAGUCAGUUCAACAAUUUGCUGCUUUAGGCGACGUCGUGGUAGGCGGAUCCCAGAAUCUUGUCGCUUGCGGGGUAUGGGCAGCAGUCAGGAUGACCUUACAUAUUUGUAUCGGGUUUUCCUCGUAUCUGGAGAAACUUUCCCUCCUAUUCAUGGCUGCUGGUAGACAAGCACCGCGCCAUCAGGCAUUAGCUUUAGUCUAUCCGAAAUCCAAAGAGCUGCAAAACCAUCUCUGCGAGUAUUUUAUCGUCGUCACUCAUAUCUGCCACCGAGUUCAGUCUUUCGCCCGGAAAUCAACCUUUGGCCAAUUGACAACUUCCCUCAACGACUCAGACAUCAAAAACUUCCAGUCUGAUCUUGUUCUAUGGUCUACGGCAAUCAAAGAGGAGGUCGAUUUGUUGCUCAACAAGCAUCAUGAAAAUGAGGCCCAUUUGAGCGCGAAAGCACGAGCAUUAGCAACUCGCUGGUCGGCCUCUAUAGCACACCGAUAUGACGUCGAAAAGAAGUCAAAGUGGCUUGAUUCUUGCUCUACCUACGAUUUCCAGACAACUUGGAAGCAAAUGCAAAAAAUUGGUUCAACUUCAUUGCUCGCAAGAUCUAGCGAGUAUCGGCAAUGGAAAGAGCCUCAAUCGUCAACAUCAAUCCUCUUCAGUGGUAAAAUCGGCGCCGGCAAGUCUGUCACGAUGGCAAACGUUGUGAGUGAUCUCAGUCAUGACAAAGAAGCUAUUGUGCUUUACUUCUUCUGUCGAUAUGACAUUCCAGAGAGCUUGAAUCACCGGACAAUUCUCGGCAGUCUAGCCAGGCAGUAUCUAACCUGCUUUCCUAUCGGCAGUGAUGUUUUUGCAGAUGAUUUAUUGGUACCUCAACUAGGAGUCGAGGACUUUGUCCACGUCCUGAGACUGGGUUCAAUGAAGUACAAACAGAAAUAUAUAAUCGUGGAUGGCCUCGACGAUUGCAGUACAGAGGAACGUCGAAUCGUUCUAAGCCAGCUCAGAGAGAUCCAGCCAUCAUCGAAGUGGCACCUGGGAGUUUCAGCCCAACUUUCAGCCGAUCAAUUCAUUAAGACUCAACUUGAUCCCAUGUGGAAUAUAAUACUUCCCAACGAGAAUCCAGACAUUGGAUUCUUCAUCGAUUUGGAGAUUCAAGCUCGACUCAAAAACGGUCGUUUAGCCGUUGAAGAUCCUGGUUUGAUCCAAGACAUCAAAGCAGCUCUCAUCGAAGGGGCAAAUGGAAUGUUUCUCUGGGUGGCUCUCCAACUUGAAGCCAUUUGCUGGGAAAACUCAGACUUUGAUGUACGAGCAGCAAUCAAGUCACUUCCUCGAGAUCUAGAGACAACAUAUGCUCGAAUCCUGGAGAGAUCGACAAUCCGAGAUUCUCAUAAGUAUUAUGUCCGAAUCCUCAAGUUCCUUGCCGCGGCAUAUGAACCAUUGACAACGGCUCAAAUACGAGAGAUGGCAAGCGUGACUAUAGGCCAAGACGACUAUGACCCAAAAAGGCAAAUAAACAACAUUACUAAUCUUCUUGCUUUCUGCGGCAGCUUAGUUAUGACGGACGAAGAGGAGGGUACCGUAAGAUUUGUACACCACAGUGCUAAGAGCUUUUGCCAAGGUUCUCUGGGUCACAUCUCGAUCUGGCAGUUCACCGCAGAGGAAGCUCACAAUGAGCUUGGUGGCACCAUCCUGACAUAUUUGAACUACUCUAUCUUUGAGACCAAGCUUUCAAGAAGAGUUUUGCUAUCCGGGCAGUACUGUUUGGCUAUCCGGGCAGUAACCCACUUUUCGAACCAAUGA
Molecule: messenger RNA, 2040 nt
Organism: Colletotrichum lupini
Lineage: Eukaryota; Fungi; Ascomycota; Sordariomycetes; Glomerellales; Glomerellaceae
Exons: 3
Coding region: 1-2040 (679 amino acids)
Source: RefSeq, a predicted model, not a curated record